Messenger RNA from Mercenaria mercenaria, 2212 nucleotides. RefSeq lists its product as uncharacterized. The transcript has 7 exons. Gene Ontology annotation, cellular component: trans-Golgi network. The record is from RefSeq and is a predicted model, not a curated record. The coding region runs from base 212 to 994 and encodes 260 amino acids. Lineage: Eukaryota; Metazoa; Mollusca; Bivalvia; Venerida; Veneridae.
CUAAAAUCUUAAUGUCUGAUAUAUGUUAUGUUCAGUCUGAUAAAAUAGUGUAGAGCUACGUCCAUUUGUCAUAUAAUAUCAAAGUUUUAAAUUCUAUUCAUGUUUGAUAAUCUAAAAAUAUUUUUCAAAGAUCCACAAAUAAGUGUUCUGGAUACAAGUUUUUGUGUUGUUGGAAGCAAUAAUCCGAUACAGCUGAGAGGUGGUCAAUCAGAUGACAGUGACAAUGUCUGGUGACAAACUAUUCUUUUUGGCUCUAUCUUUCGUUCUAUAUUUCGUUGCGGUAAAAUCAAAAGAAUGUAACCAAGAUCCAGAUUCUUUAUGCAAAUGUACCUUUGACGACGGUAGUGUUAUAGAUAUUACAAGUUUAGGAAACUCAGACAACACGCCAAGAUUUGCAGAUGUUUUAGCACAAAGUGAAGGAAAUUUUUACUCGUAUAACCCGUGUUACCCUUUUACAGAGGAACAAUGUGACGACGCAGCAGUAUGUAUCAUAAAUCCGGAUAAAACUCAAUCGAUCACUGUAGGCGAUGCUGCUAAAGCUGCCUUUAAAUAUGACGAUGAUUCUGGAAAUGUGAUAGCUGGAUAUACAUCUGGAACAAUAAAAGACUUAAGACUAUCUGAGAUCAUUUUAAAAUGUGAUCAAAGUGCUUGUGAUCCUGAGAUAACAGCCGAUGGUCAACAAGAUCAGGGAUUCUUUCAAAUGACACUUACAACAGUAUGCGCAUGUCCAGAUGGAUGCAGCUCUUCGGGUCCAAAAAGCUGUGGGAGUUCGGGAGGAAUAUCUGUAGGAACAAUUCUUUGCAUUUUAGUGUUAUCUAUUGUGGUGCUGUAUUUUGUUGUGGGCACUGUAAUUAUGAAAUUUGUUCUGAAGAAAGAAGGGAUAGAAGUUAUACCUAAUGUUGUACUUUGGAGAAGUGUGCCAGUUUUGAUAAAGACUGGAUUUCUGUUUAUGAUCAGCAAAUGCCGCAAAAGCACUAGCUACGAAAAGAUAUGAGUGACAUUAAUAUUAAAGUAAACAUGUAAAAAUACGUGAAAGAUUUGGACUACGCCGUAUAUAAUAAAUUCAACUUACAUUGUUAUAAUGUAAUAAGUAUUUAUACGAUAGGUCACCCUGCAUGAAUCAUACGUAAAAUGUGGAAAAAAAAUGCUCGUAAUUGAAUUAAAAGUCCCUUCAAUGAAAUUUUUCACAGUCACAAUAAGUUUUGAAUUAUCAAUAAAGUACGCAUGCGUAAAAUACAGUUCAGUCAUAAAGCACAAGCUACUGAUUUAUUUAUGGGUCAUGUAAUAAUGUUGUUUGUAAUAGAGAUAUUAAAAGCCUUGACGGUUCUUUAAUCUUGCAAAGUAUCCUACAAAAAUCGUAUAAUAAUAUGCACACAUUAGUCCGGCACAUAUAUGGAUUGAGUUUAAUGACUUAUUUUGAGUCAACGAGCCCAAAUUAUAUAAAAACACAAACUAAUAUGACUACUCCCUAAACAAGGGUUUGUACUUCACUUUAUUGUUCCUAUACAAAGCAGUAUAUACACACUGUUAAGGAAUACAGUUUAAUUAAUGUCAUUACGUUGUACAAUAAUUAAUGCCAUAUUGAUUGUAUUUUGGCCCGUUGACCUUCUAUUACAAAUAAACCAAUAUUGUAUUAUACACCAGCUAUCUUUCUAUUCAAACAUUGCCUAGACGAGUCUGCCAACUUUUAAAAUCGCAUCAACACAUUUUCAUAUCUUUAAUUUGUGUUUUGACAACCUGACAUCGAAUCGAAUCCAUAUUCUGACAAUAUUACCAAACUUUUUUUUCGAAUCCAGCUAUAAGCAGUCAGUAAAAUGAACAUUUUGCACCUUUCGCAGACAGACCAAACUUUAACUAAAAACUUCAAACUAAUCCGCUUAGCCUUGUUUCAAACUGUUUUGCUUCUGAGAUCCUUAACCGCUGUCAUUUUGCAUCGUGUGUCAUACGCUCCGAUAGGCUCAAUAUUUUUACCUGAUCAAUCGGCGACUUAAUUGUAUUACGAGACUAUUCUAAAGUCGUGUGAUCUGUAAUAGCAGCUGCUUAAAGGAUUAUUUGAUCGAAUAAAAAGUGAUUGAGACAAUCUUGGCUUUACAGGAACUGAGCUUCCAAUUGCAACUGCUGCAGCACACACCAGGAACCAUUUUGAAUGUAUGUCUGUAACUUACAUUUUAUUGAAUAAUAUUGUCAGUACUGAAUAAAAAAUAAAAGAAAA